Branchiostoma floridae (Florida lancelet) is the source of this 2306-nucleotide messenger RNA. RefSeq lists its product as uncharacterized. Lineage: Eukaryota; Metazoa; Chordata; Leptocardii; Amphioxiformes; Branchiostomatidae. The record is from RefSeq and is a predicted model, not a curated record. The transcript has 6 exons. Gene Ontology annotation, molecular function: hyaluronic acid binding. Bases 1 to 1158 code for a protein of 385 amino acids. Gene Ontology annotation, biological process: cell adhesion.
AUGAGCACAGACAAGCUUAUGAACGGAGACCUGACGCUUGGCAGGCCCGUGUAUGCUGACCGGAGGUCCCGUUUGCGCCCGGCGGGGCUCCAGAUCGCCUGCGCCGCGGCCGUCGUGCUGGCUGUCUCGGCGGCGCUGGUGGCGGUGCUGCUGCUGCAGAACUGGCAACUCAAGCAGCUGCUGUCGGCAAACGACGACAGGAUUGUUGCGAACGACAAGAGGAUUGUGCUUUUGGGAACGAAGCUUCAAGAGUGCAACAACCUGAUCCUAGAUCGCAUCGCUUCGUUGGAGGUUCUGACUAAAGGCAACUCCAGAGAAGACAACAGCCGUCGUGUGGAGAGCACUGAGUCGGCGGAUGGUGCCUUCAGCCCCGAUACUCUAUCUGAUUCCGGCAUGCACCACAGGGCGAAGAGAGCCGCGAAUAGCUUGACUCUGCCUUUCGGAGGCUGUCCUCAGGGGCCACCUGGCAGAGACGGACCGGCAGGAACGAACGGCCAGUCCGGUAGAGACGGGCGCGAUGGAGCGACUGGACCUCCGGGGCCUCCAGGCAAAGACGGACUCACAGGAGCGACAGGAACGAACGGUCGCGAUGGGAGAGACGGGCGCGAGGGACCGACUGGUCCUCCAGGGCCUCCCGGUCCACCUGGUCCGCCCGGCCACGAUGAUCCCGGGCAAAUGAAAGCUCUAGAGGACCGAGUAGGGAACCUUGAGGAACAGCUGGCCGAGGAGCGAACCAUUCGGGAACGGCUGGAGGGAAAGAUCAACGUCACCCAGGCUGACCUGACGCAUGUGCAGAACACCACUGCCCAGCGGGGUGACUUGGCAGGAAAACUGAAGUCUGACUUGUGCCAAGCAACACCGAAACUGGGGAGACUCUUCCACCAGAGGCACCCGACGGGUCACUACAAAUACGACCUGGAAGAGGCAAAGCACGCAUGCGCAGAGAAGAAUGCGACCCUCGCCUCGUAUCACCAACUGUACGAGGCUUGGCAGGACGGGCUUGAUGUCUGCGCAUGCGCCUGGCUGUCGGACGGGACUAGCCGUUAUCCAACGCAGACGGCAAGGUCUGGUUGUGGGAACAGGGUAGCCAUCAUUAACUGCGGGAGCCACACCCCUAACGACGCCUGGUGCUUCCGGAAGAUGCCCAGCUGCGACUGAUCAGCACGCACCACUUGUCUCCUAGAAGCCGUUUAAUUGCACAGCCUUCGUGCGAUUAUCCGGCUGGUGCAAUCAUGUGAAGUUAUCCAGCUGGACCGAAUUGGUUUGGGAUUUUGAAAUUCCGUGUAGUUAACAAAAAUUGUGCGUUAAUCCUUUGUUUAAUUAACUGGCGUCUACUGUACUACAGACUAGGGGUGGAUACCGGUAUGGUGAAUCGGUAUAAUUUUUUUCUUCUUCUUUGACCUGUCCAGAAAAAUCGGACCUGAAAAAGACAGUGAUGUUGGACAAUUAAAAAAUAAACAGAUUUUACCGGCAGGCGUUCACGUGUUUGGGGGUUUACAGGACAAAGAAAAUAACCAGAGCGCAGAGCAAAGUAAAGGGGAGUUGAUAGUCAUUUGUACCGAUUUUCUACAGUCAAACUUGGUUUAAACAGAAGCAGAUACUGUUGUUUACAUGAAGAUACGAUUUUAAAACGGCAAUAGACGAUGGCUACUCCACCAAACAGAAUCCUUUGUUAGUGAAUGGAUCACUGUUUGGAGUAUCACCCAUUCACAAGUUUUCACGGAUAAUUAUGUCCAGACCGGACCUGAUCCUCUGGACCUAGCUGAAGCUGAUCUUCUGGACCUGGACCGUACCUGAACCUGAAUUUUCUGAACCAGCACCCACCCCUACUGCAGACUCGUAGAGUCAAUCUUUCAGUCUCUAUCCUUUUGAUCAACAUAGUAGAAUACAACGAUAACAUUCAUAUGCAUGAAUUGCGUUGUUUAUUACAUGAUAUUGGACCAUGUUGAUUUGAUUAUAUAUAUGGAAAACGUCAUAUCACAGGAACGCUUAAACUGAUGAGAGUGUGAAAAAAUAUUGUAAUUCUAUUAAAUCUAACUGGCCAGUGAGGUUGAACUAAGCACACAGAGUAUGAUAUACCAAACAAUCAUCGCCAUUUCUGUUCUUUAACAUCUUCUUCUUCAGAAUUCACUGUCUUGGUAUUCUAUGACUUCAGUAUCAGUUCUCCGAUAUUUUUUAGACUUAAUACUUAAACGUUUGCAAAUGCUUUUUCUGGCUAACAGUAUGGUAGAACACGUUUUGGAAACGUUGUGGAUGCAAUUAGCCCUCGGGCAAGAAUUUUCAAUAAACUAAUAUUAUUAAUCCAA